AUGACCAACCAGAAGAAAGUCAAACUCAAGAAGCCUGAAAACCUCAAGCGAAAACCUCAGAAUGAGCUUGAUGCUCGGUGCCUUGCCAUGAAACGCCGUAGGCGUGUCCACGCGGAAAUAACAGUUGGUCAAGCUGUUUCAAACGCUGCCGAACAAUACGAUCGCGCCGACCGACUUGUGCCAGGUGGUUCAGGCGAUAUCAUCAUUCCAAUGGCCAAACACCCAGCUUUCGACGAGAGUGAUAGAGACGAGGAACCAGACCCACUUGGACAAUUACCGCCCAGUCCUCCACCUCAUGAUGCCAAUAUCACUGGUGAAGUGUUUGCUUUUGGCCUCAACGAAGGAUUUCAUGCAGGACGGCGCCAACGGGAGGAAGAGGAUUGGCGCAAUCGAUAUCCGGCCAUGUUUCCAGUCUUCUUGGCCUGUCAGCAGAGGACCAAUAACUGGUCCAAUGUCGACACUCGAUUUAAGGACUGGAAGGGACCGUGUAACUGUACAGGUACCAUUCGCACUUUUGAUGUGCUUGAUCUUACAUAUAAAGUUGAAGAUGUGUCCAUGUUCCCCUAA
Messenger RNA from Melampsora larici-populina 98AG31, 567 nucleotides. RefSeq lists its product as uncharacterized. The record is from RefSeq and is a predicted model, not a curated record. NCBI's taxonomy places the organism in Eukaryota, Fungi, Basidiomycota, Pucciniomycetes, Pucciniales, Melampsoraceae. The transcript is spliced from 2 exons. The coding region runs from base 1 to 567 and encodes 188 amino acids.